Molecule: messenger RNA, 2070 nt
Organism: Striga asiatica
Lineage: Eukaryota; Viridiplantae; Streptophyta; Magnoliopsida; Lamiales; Orobanchaceae
Source: the annotation of a GenBank genome assembly
AUGAACCCACACCAAAUACUCAACCUCGUUUUGUUGCUUCCCAUUUUCCUCCUCAAUACCAUACCUUCCUCAGCACGUUCAGAUUCAAACCCAACAGCCAAAGCGCUAUUGAAAUGGAAAAACACUUUUUCAACAACACCCCAAGCUCUAGCAACUACAUGGUCCGAAAGUAACACCAAAAACUUGUCCGCUUGGUAUGGCGUUACUUGCAAUAGUAAUGGUUCGGUUAUUGCUCUUAACCUAACCAAUGCUGGUAUCACCGGAACUCUAUCUCGUCUCGAUUUCACCUCAUUAUCCUCCCUCCAAAUUUUAGACCUCGACGGAAACAUAUUCAGCGGCACCAUACCACAAAAUAUUGGCACUCUGUCCAACCUCAAUUCCUUAAUCCUCAGCAACAAUAAUUUCAGCGGUUCCAUUCCAUCCCGGAUUGGACAACUAACCAAUCUGCGGAAUUUAACUUUCUUCAACAACAUUUUGACCGGGGAUAUCCCUUCAGAGACUGCCAACCUCCAGAACCUGGUGUACCUCGAUUUUGGCGGCAACUUUCUCAAUGGCUUUAAUAAGAAAUUAUCUGAAACCAGUGGUUUCCCUUUCUUGACCUAUUUUAGCGCCUCCCUAAACUACCUCACUUCUGAAUUCCCGCAUUUCAUACUAAACAGUAAGAAUCUCACAUUUCUCGAUCUUUCUCAAAACCAACUCACCGGUGUUAUACCGACUCUCUUAGGUCAACUUACAGAACUCGAGUAUUUAGACCUUUGGUCAAACAGAUUCACUGGGGAAAUUCCUUCCGAGCUCGGGCAGUGCACUAAUCUGGCCUACUUAUCACUAGCCAACAAUUUCCUUUCCGGGACUCUGCCCGACUCCCUGUCGAAUUUAACCAACUUAUCCUAUUUGGUAUUAUCCGAAAACAACUUAUCCGGCCCUAUAUCCAAUUUUAUUGCCUCGUGGACCAAACUAAUAUACUUAAUGCUCCAAAAAAACAAUUUCACAGGGGAAAUCCCAUCCCAGAUAGGCCUCCUCACAAAUCUCAACGCUUUGGUACUCAACAAUAAUAAUUUUACGGGCAAUAUACCGCAAGAAAUAGGAAAUUUGAGUAAUCUGACAUACUUAAUCCUCGCAGCAAACUUUCUGUCUGGCAAGAUACCUCAGUCAAUAGGGAACCUGACAAGCCUCUUGACCCUCGAUUUUGUUGGCAACAAACUCAGUGGGAACAUUCCUGCCCAGAUUGGGCAACUCAAGUCCCUCGAAUACCUUUUGCUCAGCAACAACAUGCUGACAGGGCCCCUUCCCAAUUGCAUUUCCAACCUACCAAAUCUUACGCGGGUGCUUUUCGAAUCGAAUUAUCUUAAAGGAAGUAUUCCAGAUGGUUUUGGCACACUUGAGCAGCUCGAGUUCUUAAGCCUGAGCAAGAAUCAACUCACCGGCCCGAUCCCGACCAAAUGGGCCGACAACUCACGCAUCACCGAUUUUCUUCUCAAUGAUAACAAAAUCUCUGGACCUAUUCCAUCCGAUCUAGGGAAUCUUCAACAACUGCGCGUCCUCGACUUGAGCUCCAACAAACUAACGGAAAAUAUCCCUGCCGAGCUCAUGAAUCUGAACCGGCUUUUUUAUCUCGAUUUGAGCAACAAUCAUUUGAGCGGAGGAAUCCCUGGGGAGGUCGGCCAGCUAACAGCACUCCAGUUUCUUCAUCUGUCACGUAAUAACUUGUCAGGGAAUAUUCCAGAGAAAAUCGGGAAUCUGGGUCGCUUGCUGAGCCUCAACUUGAGCCGUAACCAUUUUUCUGGUAAAUUACCGGAUUCAAUUGGCAACUUGAAAAAUGUCGAGUAUUUGGCAGACCUCAGUAAUAAUUUUCUGUCGGGGAAAAUCACGACGUCAUUUGAAGGGCUGACCAACUUGGAAAGGGUGGACCUGUCGCACAACAAAUUUACGGGCACAAUUCCACCAAAUCUGUGCAAAAUGGUUUCUAUAAUCGAGUCCGAUUUUUAUAACAACAAGCUGGCGGGAGUGGUGCCCAACCCGGAUGGUCUCUAUGGAGUAUCCAAAGGACGCGCUGGUUGCAAACUACUUUAA